This is a messenger RNA of Haliotis rufescens (red abalone), 1415 nucleotides long. RefSeq lists its product as uncharacterized. The transcript is spliced from 3 exons. NCBI's taxonomy places the organism in Eukaryota, Metazoa, Mollusca, Gastropoda, Lepetellida, Haliotidae. Gene Ontology annotation, molecular function: acyltransferase activity, transferring groups other than amino-acyl groups. The coding region runs from base 189 to 1169 and encodes 326 amino acids. The record is from RefSeq and is a predicted model, not a curated record.
CAUUAAACUCUGCCUGGGUCGGCGUGAGGCACAACAUGUCCCGCGUUUCGUUUUGUCGUGCUUAGAUACAGUUAACAUACAUAGAUAGUUGAACUACGCGCUUGUACAACAGGCAUACCUCUUGAUACACGUAGCGCUGAGGCUUGGUCUGGGAAAGGGACAGAUACUGACGUGUCAGCACGCUGAAGAUGGCCCAGAUUUUGAAGAAACUGGCUUUGGCUGCGUUCCGCACACGCGGGCCUAUUUGCUCGUAUCCUGCUACGCACAUUGGACAGAGGUUUUCCACUGUACGAGAAGGGGUUGACUAUGAGGUUCGACGCAUGCGCCGUGAGGACAUUCAAAGCCUGUACGAGUUGACGUCGGCCAACCAGUGGAACAUGGAGAAAGACUACUUGGAGUGUAUUUUCGACACGGACCCCUCUGGACUUGUGGUAGUGGUCACGCCCACUGGGGAAGUUAUAGGGCACAAUGGCAUUUUGUCACACAGUGACACGUUUGCUUCGUCGGGAAUGAACAUUGUCAAAGAAGAAUACCGUGGAAAGGGCAUAGGAAAGAUACUGUUUCGGUCCGUCAUGGAUGUCAUGAAACAUCGCAACGUUGGAGGAACAGCCCUGUCCAACAGAAUCACGUUCUAUGAACAAUUUGGAUGGACAAUCCCAUCGUUUACAUUCCACUAUAACAUGGGACCAGUAAAUCCGGAUUUCGUGAAGGAAGCGAGUACAGGAGAUUUUGAUAUCAUCCCAGUAGAAGACGUCAAUUUUGAUGACGUUGUUACAUUCGACGCCGACAUUCAUACAUUGCCGAGACCCUCCUAUAUGAGAAACUGGGCUUUAUUUAAAAAGGCAAAGACGUUUGUUGCCGUUCAGAAUGGAAAGAUAUGUGGAUAUGGGGUACUGAGAGCAGCGGAUAUUGGCUUUCGUAUGUAUCCACUUUUUGCCGACAGUGACAAAAUUGCUCAUGCCUUGUUUUGUAAACUGGCUUCUUUUGUGCCAGAAAACGGAGAGGUCAUUUUCACUCAGCCGGUUGAAAACAAGAUGGCUUGCGAGUUCGUUCAAGCCAACAAGUUUAAGUUUUAUCUUUCCAUGACGAGAUUGUACAAUAAACAUGACAUUAAUGUUGACAUUAAUAGGGUCUAUUCGGUUUCAUCCACGGAAUAUGCAAUUGUGUGACGUGGGGAUGAUCAUCGUGAUGUACAUAUACAUACAAUUACAAUGUUAAGCUCACCUUAACAGAAGGUUAUUGACCGACCUUAUGUCACCAGGAAACAAAUUUCCAUACCCUAAGGCCAUGGUCCUUAAAUUUCAUAUAGUUUAAUAGAAAGCAUAACAUUCAGGUUAAUGACAGAGCAUCGUGUUUUAUACUUCUUGUCAAUUUCUACUCCAUAUGGCUCUGAAAUAAAAGAAAUAUGACAUGUC